Messenger RNA from Ilyonectria robusta, 585 nucleotides. RefSeq lists its product as uncharacterized. Lineage: Eukaryota; Fungi; Ascomycota; Sordariomycetes; Hypocreales; Nectriaceae. The record is from RefSeq and is a predicted model, not a curated record. The transcript has 3 exons. Bases 1 to 585 code for a protein of 194 amino acids.
AUGCGGGGCCCGUGUGGCCGUCCGGUUGCCUCAAACGGCAACAGGCACGGGAGGGUUUCCUGGCGCCGAGCCGGGUACGUACCAAUCCUGGUCGGCAGCCAUGUACCCUGCCACUGCAGCUCUGCGCGCGGGAUACCUCUUCGCCACUCGCUACUCGGGGCACUGGGCCAACUGCAACAAUUUGAGGUGCGCCGGGCGCGUGCCUUGCAGGUUCAAAAGCGGCCAGGGCUUGCUUGGGGGGGCUUGGGAGCUCCACCGCUCUGCGCUGCGAUUUGCCGGAGUCUUUGGGGAAAAGGGAAAGACCAGCGCGGCGGAGACAAGGCGCCUACUACGACGAAGUACUACGUAGUAGGUUCUGGCAACGUCAUCUAUCUAGAUAACACCCGCCCAUUCGUUCCAGUGCACAAAGCUUCAGCGUCGGAUUCUGAUAUCAUAGAUCUCCUCGCCAGUGGCCGUCCAUACCUAGCAGGCUUUCAGUCACUCCAGCAUCAUAGAUUUGGAUCAGAUCAUUCGAUUUUUGAUUUCACUGAAUCUCGCGUCCAUACCCCUCAGCGCUGCAGCCAAUCCCUGUACGCCUUAAUCUAG